AGUAGGAUUAGAAACGAGUUUGUUUUGUUUUGGCAAUCAUUUAGUGGAGUAAAGAAAGAAAUACUGACUGAACUAAAUAGGCUACCCAAGUCUCAUUCGACUGAAAAUGUCUAAACUACAGUUGUUUCGUAUGUUUUUAAAUGAUCGUUUAAUGGCGGCUGCUGUGGAGAUUUUCGGGGCAGUUGAGAAAACGGUAGUGGAGUACCAGGAGGAGAAUGAUCGGCUACGGAGACUGCUGCGGAAUCGAAUCACACCGGAGAUAAAACUAUGUAGAAUAGACUCCCUGCAGCUCUCUGUCUCUGUCUCGGAAGAGGAGGUUCCCCCUGAGCAGCAGCACUGUGAGCAGGAGUGGAGCCCCAGUCUGGGGCAGGAGGACCCAGAGCCCACACAGAUUAUAGAGGAACAUGAGGAACUCAGGACCAGUCAGGAGGAAGAGCAGAUUGAAGGUCUGGAGGCUGAUAUAAUAGAGUUCAAUUUCACUCCUUCCUGUGUGAAAAGUGAAUGUGAUCAGGAGGACCCACUUUGGUCCUUGACUCUUCCCCAAACCCAGACUGUGGAGAACAGAGAGAGUGACCCUACACCAGUGGAUCUCAAACCUUUUGACACUGUGACCCACCUAAAGGGUUUCUACAUUCCCUGUGACCCUCCAGAUAAUCAGAACAAUGCCUACAGCCACAGCUCAGCCGUAAGCAGUGACCCAGUAGGACUUGACAACAGUCCACCAUUGGAUCCCAACGCACCAAUGGGGGAACCAUGCACCUGCCCCUUUUGUGGCAAGACCUUCAAACAAAAAGGAAAUCUCUCCAUGCACAUGAAGAUUCACACUGGAGAGAAACCAUUUAGCUGUGGUGACUGUGGGAAGCGCUUCAAUCGCAAGGAGCACUUAACCAGACAUAUACGCAUUCACAGAGGAGAGAAACCAUUCAGCUGUAAUUUUUGCUGUAAAAGCUUCAAUCAGAAGGGGGAUCUAAGGAGACAUAUACUGACUCACACAGGAGAGAAACCAUUUAGCUGUGGUGACUGCGGUAAAGGCUUCAUUCGCAAGGAGCACCUAACUGCACAUAUACGGACUCACACAGGAGAAGUUUCUGUCUCAAGCAGAACCUAACCAUGCAGAAACUGAUAAACAGAUCUAUGAUGGAUUUAAUGUCGUAAAACAUUGUUAUUAUAAACUGGUUACCAAUGUAAUUAGAACAGUAAAAUGUAUAUAUUUUUGUCAUACCCGUGGUAUACGG
This is a messenger RNA of Coregonus clupeaformis (lake whitefish), 1235 nucleotides long. RefSeq names its product zinc finger and SCAN domain-containing protein 5B-like. Gene Ontology annotation, biological process: regulation of transcription by RNA polymerase II. Bases 107 to 1108 code for a protein of 333 amino acids. NCBI's taxonomy places the organism in Eukaryota, Metazoa, Chordata, Actinopteri, Salmoniformes, Salmonidae. Gene Ontology annotation, molecular function: RNA polymerase II cis-regulatory region sequence-specific DNA binding; DNA-binding transcription factor activity. The transcript has 2 exons. The record is from RefSeq and is a predicted model, not a curated record.